AUGCACGAUGGUCCGUGCGGUAAUUCUCGGACAAAUCUACAUCCACUGAAACGACCUUGCACACCACCAGUGCAUUAUCACCUCAAACAAGACGAAAGAUUUGAUGUAGAGAAAGGCACGUUGGGAUACAUGCUAGAUGGCACGAACGGCACAGUACAAGCAAAUGAACACUUACUGAUACCAAAAGGUUCAUGUCACACAUUUUGGAGUGCAGGUGAUGACGAUCUGAUUGUAAAUAUAACACUCUAUAAUGAUCGAGGAAUGAUACCGGGCAGAAGUGCUGAUUCUUACUUUGAAAACAUUAAUGGCAUCAGACGUGACAGUCCAAGUUUGAUUGCAACCCUUCAGGGUCAUUCUAUGUCUGGUGGCGCUGAGGCUCGAACACCGUGCCUUGGUAGUACGUGCCGAACAUAUAUAUAA
Messenger RNA from Didymodactylos carnosus, 420 nucleotides. NCBI's taxonomy places the organism in Eukaryota, Metazoa, Rotifera, Eurotatoria, Philodinida, Philodinidae. The record is from the annotation of a GenBank genome assembly.